GACGUUCCUGGUCUCGAGCACCGCGGAUUUACUCCAGCUGGCACGCGCACGAUGACAGAAAUGAAUAGCCUAUGGAAUGAAAACGACCGACAGCGCGAGAUGGGCAGGCGUUGAGAUCACCUUUAACGGUGGCGGCUCCGCUUCGAAAUGGAUGAAUUCCAUCCGUUCAUUGAGGCUCUGCUGCCCCAGGUCCGUGCCUUCGCCUACACAUGGUUCAACCUCCAGGCCAGGAAACGGAAGUACUUCAAAAAACAUGAGAAAAGGAUGACUAAAGAAGAAGAGAGAGCUGUUAAAGAUGAACUGCUGGGGGAGAAGGCAGAGGUGAAACAGAAGUGGGCCAGCCGUCUUUUGGCCAAGCUAAGAAAGGACAUCAGACCUGAAUGCAGAGAAGACUUUGUCCUGUCAGUCACCGGGAAGAAAGCUGCGUGUUGUGUCCUGUCCAACCCUGACCAGAAAGGCAAAAUGAGACGCAUAGAUUGUCUUCGACAAGCUGACAAGGUGUGGAGGUUGGACCUGGUGAUGGUCAUCCUGUUUAAAGGAAUCCCAUUGGAAAGCACAGAUGGAGAGCGGCUUGUGAAGGGAGGCCAGUGCUCCAAUCCAGUCCUCUGUGUCCAGCCUCGACACAUCUCAGUCUCUGUCAAAGAGCUUGACCUUUACCUCGCUUACUAUGUACAAGAGAGAGAGGCAGAGCAGAGCAGCAGCCCAAGUCGUACAGGAGUGGGUUCCGAUCAAGAGGACAGUCGAACCACGACCAUGGAUGGUCCAGAGUUCCAGGAGAGUUUUGUGACAUCAGGAGUUUUCAGUGUCACUGAGCUGGUCCAGGUCUCAAGAACUCCAGUCAUCACAGGAGUAGGACCUAGUUUCUCUGUGGGGGAGCUCCAGGGCCACCUGGCUUAUGACCUCAACCAGUCUGUCAACCAGUCUGUCAACCAGCCGGUUAGCCUCAGACGAUCGUUGGCCAGCACCUCAUCCAGCGGGAGUAAGCGUCAUAAGUCUGGCUCUAUGGAGGAGGAGGCUGACAGUCCAGGAGGGGAGUAUUACCACUCACCUUCCUCUCCUGCCAGCAGCUCCAGGAACUGGACUGAUGACAUGGAAGGAGGUCUGUCUCCUCCAGUGAAGAAGGCAGAGCUGGACAGUCCCUCUCCACAGGAAGACUCACCAAGAUUGGGCUCCUUCACUCAGCACCACCGGCCAGUCAUAGCGGUUCACAGUGGUCUGUCUCGGAGUACCCAUCCCUCCUCAUCUCUUCAUUUCCCAUCCUCCUCCUACUUUCCCCAUGGAGCAAUCCGCUAUCCUCCUCACCUGGCCCAGGACCCCCUAAAAGAUCUGGUCUCACUGGCCUGCGACCCUGCCAAUCAAACCCCCAGCUCACUGAAUGGCAGCAACCAGAUUAAAGUGCCCAGUCACUAUAUCUCCUCUCAGAUGUUAGCACCUCCUGGACCAGCACCCUCCCUGGCUCCUCCCCCAUCCUCCCUCCCUAGGCCGACCCUUCCUACGGAAUCAAAGGCCACUACCACCUCCUCCGAUGGGGGAGCAAACUCCCCCACAUCACCCACAUACUCGGCCCCUGGGACCCCCCCCGCCAAUCGCUCCUCCUUUGUUGGAGUCACCCCUCGAGACCCAGGUGGACUCUACCAAGCCCAGUCUUGGUAUCUGGGCAACUGAGUGACUCUGGAGGAAGGUUGAUUGUCAUGGCAGUACUGUCCUGGAGGAAAGGAAACAAUGUUGUCAAGACAUUGCCAGAGGAAAAUAUAUAUUCAGCUUUGUAGAAGCAUAAUGUGU
This is a messenger RNA of Xiphias gladius (swordfish), 1782 nucleotides long. RefSeq names its product nuclear factor I/C (gene nfic). Lineage: Eukaryota; Metazoa; Chordata; Actinopteri; Istiophoriformes; Xiphiidae. Gene Ontology annotation, cellular component: nucleus. Bases 148 to 1665 code for a protein of 505 amino acids. The transcript has 13 exons. Gene Ontology annotation, molecular function: RNA polymerase II cis-regulatory region sequence-specific DNA binding; DNA-binding transcription factor activity, RNA polymerase II-specific. The record is from RefSeq and is a predicted model, not a curated record. Gene Ontology annotation, biological process: regulation of transcription by RNA polymerase II.